AAUAAUUAACUUUGGUAUAUUUGAAAAUGGGUGGAAAAAUGAAAUAUUUUUUGGUGUUGAUGGUGAUUAUUUGUGAAAGUUGUAAUGGUGGAGUAGUUCACAAGGUUGGUGAAUCUGCUGGUUGGACCAACAUCAAUCUUACUUCUUCCUAUUACAAUUCUUGGACUGCUUCAAAGAAUUUCCAAGUUGGUGACACCAUUUUGUUCGAGUACAACAAGGAAUUCCACAACGUAGUGAGAGUGACGCACAAGAACUUCAACGAGUGCAACCCUACCGCUCCGUACGCAUCAUGGGCUACCGGCAACGACUCAUUCCCCAUCACGAAGACAGGCCACUACUACUUCAUAUGCGGUCUGCCGAGCCAUUGCCAGGCCGGUCAGAGAGUUGACAUUCGGGUCACUCAACGCACACCCACCCAAAGCCCAAGCCCAAGCCCAAAGCCAGCCAUAGAUACCCCGGAUACUGUCGCUCCAACUCCAGCUCCAGCCCCAUCUGCUGUCCAUCCUAGUAAAAAGAGUGCCUCUUCAUCUCUUCAAUCACAUUUUAUGCUGUUGAUGUUUGUGGUGGCUACUGCCCUUGCAUUUUAGCUAAUUUGUGUAAUGCACUUUGAAUUUAACAUUCAUUAUAUUUCUGGUUUGGAUCA
Salvia splendens (bonfire salvia) is the source of this 643-nucleotide messenger RNA. Its product is annotated as mavicyanin-like. The transcript has 2 exons. Gene Ontology annotation, molecular function: electron transfer activity. Bases 27 to 587 code for a protein of 186 amino acids. Gene Ontology annotation, cellular component: plasma membrane. The record is from RefSeq and is a predicted model, not a curated record. NCBI's taxonomy places the organism in Eukaryota, Viridiplantae, Streptophyta, Magnoliopsida, Lamiales, Lamiaceae.